UUGAUUUUGUCUGUUUGUGCAGUAAAAUGGCAAAAUCCAGUGUUUCUUUGGCUCAGGAUCAGUUCAACUGUUCAGUCUGUCUGGAUCUACUGAAGGACCCAGUGGCCAUUCCCUGUGGACACAGUUACUGUAUGAGCUGUAUUUCAGGCUGCUGGGAUCAGGAUGAGCAGAAGGGAGUCUACAGCUGCCCUCAGUGCAGACAGACCUUCACUCCAAGACCUGCUUUAGGGAAAAACACCAUGCUGACUGAAGUGGUGGAGAAACUCAAGAAGACAAAACUACAAGCUGCAGAUGUGGAGUGUGAUAUUUGUACUGGGGAAAAAUAUAAAGCUGUCAAGUCCUGUCUUGUUUGUCUGGAAUCUUACUGUCAGCUUCACUUUGAUCGUCAUGAGGAAUUUCACUCUAGAAAGCGACACAAAGUGACUGAUGCCACUGGACGACUGCAGGAGAUGAUCUGCCCUCAACAUGACAGACUACUAGAAAUGUACUGCCGAACUGACCAGUGCUGUAUUUGCAUGCUGUGCUUGAUGAAUGAACACAAGACCCAUGAAACUGUAUUACCAGCUGAAGAGAGAGCAGAGAAACAGAAACAUUAUAAAGAGACACUUCAGCAGAGAAUCCAGGAGAGACAGGUGGAGUGUGAGAAGCUGAGAGCGGCUGUAGAGACUCACAAGCGCUCUGCACAGGCAGCAGUGGAGGACACUGAGAGGAUCUUUACUGAGCUCAUCUUCUCCAUUGAGAGAAGUUGUUCUGAGGUGACGCAGCUGAUCAGAGAUCAGGAAAAGGCUUCAGUGAGUGGAGCUGAAGGACGACUGGAGCAACUGGAGCAGGAGAUGAAUGAUCUGAGGAGGAGAGACGCUGAGCUGGAGCAUCUGUCAUGCACAGACAAUCACAUCGAUUUCCUCCAAAGUUUCCAGUCUCUCUCUGUUCCUCCUGGAUCUACAGACUCAUCCAGCAUCAGUUCUCAUUUCUCUUUUGAUGAUUUGGUAACAUCUGUCUCUGAGUUAAAUGAGAAACUCCAGCAGGCUUUGAAUGUUGAACAAGAAAACAUAUUUGGGAUUGUGAGAAACAUCAAUGUGAUUUCCAUUUCCGAAUACAAGAACAGGAAUGAGUUCCUUCAAUAUUACCAGCGGCUCACUCUGGACUCAAACACAGCUCAAAAAUCUCUCAGGAUGUCUGAUGGGAACAGAGUGGUGACUAAGAAGAAGAAGCCUCUGGUGGUUCCUGAUCAUCCAGAAAGAUAUGAUCAUUUUCCUCAAGUGUUGUGUAGAGAGAGUGUGUGUGGACGCUGUUACUGGGAGGUUGAGUGGAGUGGUCGUAUAGAAAUAUCAGUGUCGUACAAGUGCAUGAACUGGAAGGAAUGGGGAAGUGAGUGCGAGUUUGGAUGUAACGAUCAGUCCUGGAGUUUGUUUUGCUCUGGCUUCAGAUGCUCAUUCUGGCACAAUAGCAAACACACUAACCUUCCAGUAGUGUCCAGCUUGUGUAGAAUAGGUGUGUAUGUGGAUCACAGUGCAGGAGCUUUGUCCUUCUACAGGGUCUCUGACACAAUGAGCCUCAUUCACAGAGUCCACACCACAUUCACUCAGCCGCUCUACCCUGGGUUUAGGAUUUACCCUGAUUCACAUGUAAAAUUGUGUGAUGAUCAAGCAUAACAAACAGGACGUUUACAAAUUUAGAGCUUUUCCAUUAGAUCUGCAUGAUUAAUUGUUGAAAUAUUGAAAUGUCUCUCAAAUACCAAUGUAAUCUUGAAAAACUGAUUCAGAUCUGUGUUAAACCUUUGACUAGUAUGAUCAUAAUUGACAAUUCUAUCUGUUUUUGACCCUGAGAGAGCAAUCAUCAUGUAUAGUUAUGAAACAGCUUCAGUCUUAGUAUUUAAAACUACGCUGUAUUAUUUCUGUAACAGUUUAUAAAUGAUGUCUACCAAUCAAAAUAGAUUAAAUCAAGAUGUGAAAGAGACUUUAAAUGAAGAUCUUAUCGAUUCUGGAUGUGGCAUUCACUCUGGAAGUGACAUUAGAUAAAUUACUGAACAGUAUUGACUAUUUUUCCAUAUGUAGCGUGAUGGAGUUCAAAUAUAUGACAAGUUGUCAGGAGCUUAUUUUAUAUAUUAUUAUCUAUUGGAAGAGCUUAAAAAAAUAGCAAUUGGCGGUUCAUUCCGCCGUGUUGACCCCUGAUGGAGCAGGGACAAAGCAGAAGAAAAGUAAGAAAGAUUAAGAGCUUAAAAUAGCACUCAAUUUUAAUUCCGACAGAUUUUCUUUUACUCAUUUUGUUGCUCAUUUUACUAUUAUAUUCAUGUGGAAGUUCAUGGUUUUGGUAUUUGAUAGUUUCAUGGUUCAAGCUAGACCUGUUUAAAAUAAAUACGGUGUAUGUG
This is a messenger RNA of Danio aesculapii, 2368 nucleotides long. Its product is annotated as tripartite motif-containing protein 16-like. Gene Ontology annotation, molecular function: zinc ion binding; protein binding. The transcript is spliced from 6 exons. The coding region runs from base 27 to 1652 and encodes 541 amino acids. NCBI's taxonomy places the organism in Eukaryota, Metazoa, Chordata, Actinopteri, Cypriniformes, Danionidae. The record is from RefSeq and is a predicted model, not a curated record.